This is a messenger RNA of Drosophila guanche, 3145 nucleotides long. RefSeq lists its product as uncharacterized. Bases 54 to 3053 code for a protein of 999 amino acids. The transcript is spliced from 8 exons. Lineage: Eukaryota; Metazoa; Arthropoda; Insecta; Diptera; Drosophilidae. The record is from RefSeq and is a predicted model, not a curated record.
ACAGUCAGCAAUCGCGACUUGAGCGCUGCGGUAACUCAACCAACAAGGCUGAAAUGUCGCAGCUUUUGCGUACGUUGUGUAUCCAAUCGGUGCUGCUGGUGCUGUUCCUGUGUCUGCUGCAGGCCAUGGAGCUGCAGCUGCAUGAGCAGCAACUGCAGCAGCAGCAGGACGAACAGGCGCGCCUCAGGGAAUAUCAACUGCGGCAGCAGCAGCAGCGCGAACAGCAGGCCCAGCAGCGACGACACUCCUCGACGACCACCAGUCGCAAGCCCUUCAUCAUUCCCAACGGCCUGUCGCUGCCACGACGGGGAGAGCAUCCGGACAAGUGCUAUCGGGAAGUUCCUGCUGUGUUCUUCCAGUACGACAAGGAGGUGAAGAUCGUGGGCAACAGCACCACCAAUCGUCACUUCAAUGUGAUCGAAGUGUGCUGCAAGGGCUGGCGGCGUUACGAGUACGAUUGGAGCAGGUGCGUCCCCGACUGCGACGAUCGAUGCCAGGAGAAUGGCUUCUGCCUGGCCGGCGGCAUCUGCCAGUGCUUUGACGACUUUGUGCUCAACUACCGCAACAAUUGUGUGCCAACUUGCCCUCUAGGCUGUCCGCAUGGCCGCUGCUUUCUGAAUGGCACCUGCCAGUGCGACAAGGGCUACGAGCUGGAUGGCUCGCGACUCUUCUGUCAGCCGCAGUGCAAUCAGACAUGUGGCCACAACGAGGUGUGCAUGGAGCCCGGCAAGUGCACCUGUGCCGAGGGUUUCGUUAAGGGUUUGCGCGAGUCGGCGGCCUUGGGCUGUCAACCCAUUUGCAUUCCCGACUGUGGAUACGGCUACUGUGUGGCGCCAAACCAAUGCGAGUGCUUCCCGGGCUACCAUAAGCGCAUCAAUGGCACCUCCUGCGAGAACGGCUUCUACAAACGCUGCGAGAAUGGCUUCCGUGCCAACGAGACGACUUGUGUCUGCCAGAAUGGCUUCCGGUAUGACAAUAAUACGGCCAGCUGCCUGCCGGACUGUGGGGACAAUUGUGAGAAUGGAGUUUGCAUAUCCCCAGGGAACUGUCGCUGCUUCAACGGCUAUGUGCGGAACCGGGAGAAGUGUGAGGCUGUGUGCGAUCGUGGCUGUGGCUUUUAUGGCAAGUGCAUUGCGCCGAAUGUGUGUGGCUGUGCCAUAGUGCCGGGACCCGAGUCCAGCUAUCAGAAGUGUGCAAUGGGAAUGUGCAGCUCCCUGGGACGCUGUCGCUGUCUGGAGGGGAAGAUGCGAUUCAUUGACAAGUGCAUGUCGCCGGACACGGUCACCACAUACGCCUCGGUGGAUCCAACGCGAGCGAAUAGCUCCCUCAUCCUCGAGUUUGAGCUCCUGCUGGGCAGGCACUUUAUCUUGGGUGGUGCCGAGAGGUUCCACAACUCAAUGUGGUGGCUAAACGAAAUGCACUUGAAAUCCCCACUGAUUGGCCUUCUUAUCGUCUGCCUAGCGAUUGAGCUGCCCUCGCCCACCGACGCUCAGUUCUGGCUGAAGCUGCCCGAACAGAACUGGGAGCGUGAGAUGCUGGCCACGCGAGACUCCGGCGUCUGCUACAAAGAGGAGAUAGUGGAAACCAUCAACCCGAAUGCGAGACUCCGCCAGAUCUCCUACUGCUGCGAGGGCUACGUGAACCAUGGCAGCCCACGGAACCUCAGAUGCCAGCCCAUCUGUACGGAGGACUGUGCGAACGGCUUGUGCCUCUCGCCAGGCUACUGCGAGUGUGCUCCGGGCUACUAUCGUGAGGAGCGGCGGUGUAAGCGGAUGUCCGAGAGAACAAAAAGUGACAUCAGCAUGAGGUCAUCGUGUCAGAUAUUCGCCCUGACGCUCCUGCUGGCCAGCUGCUCCCUUGGCCAGGCACAGUUCAAGACGGCGGGCAUUAAAACACGCCAGCCCCCAUCGGGUAAUCUUCAGCUGUCGGGCAAUGCCAGUGAGUACAACCAGACAGGGUACGGGUGGAACAGUUCCAGCCAGAGCAACUACGGCUGGAGUGCCCAGAACCAGACCAGCCAUGGAUGGAGCGACUUUGUCCCUGCCGAGACCUACCAGCCCGCAACCACCCCACCCCUGUACGGACACUACGUGCAGCCGGUUGGACCGCCAGCGACACGAGCCCCACAAGUUCUGGACGAGACGGCGCUGUUCAUCAACAAAACGCGAUCGGCCAUGGCCAGCGGUGUGUGCUACAAGGAAGUGCCCACAGCCUCUCUCCUGCGCAAUUCGCGUGAAAGAUUUGUUGGCAAUGGCACCAGCCCGGACAUGAGCAGCAUUGAGGUGUGCUGCGAGGGCUACGAGCGCAAUCCGCACAUCUAUCGAAAAUGCGAUCCGAUCUGCGCGGACGAUUGCCCAAAUGGAAUCUGCACGGCGCCCAACACCUGCGUCUGCAUGCCCAACCAUGUGCGUACGACCGAGGGGAAGUGCAUCUCCACCUGCCCACUGGGCUGUGGCAACGGAGUGUGCAACGAGCGGAAUGAGUGCCAGUGCAGGGAGGGCUACGCCCUGGAUCCCGUCAGCCGCAAGUACUGCCAGCCGGAGUGCAAGCAGGGCUGUGCCCAGGGACGCUGUGUGGCACCGAACAAGUGCGAAUGCCUGCAGGGCUAUCGUCAAUCGGUUGAUGGAAGCUGUGAGCCCGUCUGCGACAGUUGCGAGAACGGACAGUGCACGGCGCCAGGUCAUUGCAGUUGCAAGUCGGGCUACCUCAAGCUGCAGGGACGCUGUGAGCCCAUCUGCGAGCAACCCUGCAAGAACGGCCGUUGCAUUGGACCGGACACCUGCGAGUGUGCUUAUGGCUUCGAGUGGGAUCGUAGGACUGCCGAGUGUCUGCCCAAGUGCGAUGUGCCCUGCCUCAAUGGAGUCUGCGUGGGCAACAACCAAUGCGAGUGCAAGCCGGGAUACGUGCGGGACGAGCACCAGCGGUACAUGUGCCAGCCCCACUGCCCCCAGGGCUGUCCCAAUGGCUUCUGCUCUGCACCCAAUUUCUGCAUUUGCCGGCCAGGAUUCAUCAAGAGCGGCAUCAAAGGCAGGCAGACUUGUGCGGCUGUCUAGUAAGGCGAAUCGAAUCUUUAUUGUGUGAGUUAGCUGAGAUUAAAGUAUCGUCCGAUCAGGGCGCUAAACUCAUAGCCAAGUUGCUGGUUAAA